ACUAACAAUAAGAUUAACGAUAGCCGUUAAAACUGUGCGACGAUUCGCGAUCUAAUUUUAGUGGGCCAACGGGUGGGAGAAUCGUCGUGUUACCAACCCCCUUUCACGGGCGCUCAAUGCUACGCGGCAAAUACACAGAAUACAUAGAAAAAUACACAUUCUAUUGACUAUCAAAUGAAUAGUCAAUUCAAAGGCAAUAGUUAUUAACGAAUCGUUCGCUGUCACGAACGUAAGUUUCCCACGUUAGUUUUAUUAUUAGACAUAUUAUAUCAACUACCAGUCAAAAAGUUAGAUUGUUCUAUUUAAAAGAAGUUCACCAAUGAACCUAAAGCGAGAUUCCCUACGACGCGUUGCGUCGUUUAUCUAUUAGGGUUGCUUCAGCUAAUAGAGGAAACAUUAUUCGCGCGCCAAGUUAUUAUCUAGAGUGUUAUUAAUACGAUAGAUCGAAAUCGUUGAAAUUCGGACCUGAGUUCUGUGAAUCAAACGUAAUCUCGUUGGAGAAUAGAAGGAAGUCCGUUCGACAGGUGGUCGAAAAAGUUGGAUCGCGUUAGCGACGGGCGCGUCUAUCGCCUUUCAUAUUCUUUCUCGAUGAACGUUCCCCUCUUCCCAAUGCCACCGAUCUUCGGUGGCGCCGCAACGUCCGUCAGUGAUGUCUACGACGUCGCCGCCUCGUCUGACGUGGUAACGCACAGCAGCGAAUUAGAACGACGACAUGCAGCAACCGUCGCAGGCAAUGCUCCCUCAUAUUUGGAAUUUAGAAAAAGUCCCGUUGUUCGCGGGAAAGGAUAUCGUCGUGUCUCAAGAAACAUUGUUCAUCCGAAGAGAACAACAAUUACGAAGAAGGCGCGCCGACGUUGCGUUACCACCGAAUUUCGCCUAAAAAUGACCGAACCUAGAGAUAAGGAUGAAGACGAAGAGGACAACGACGACGACGACGACGACGACGUUGUUAUUUGCGCCGAUACUUCGACCAUACCAAGGGAAAUUUCGUCUUGGGUACAAAACAGCGUGCAUCACGAUAAAGCAACUAAAUCUAUAGCGUUACAAACGGCAGUAAGGGUACCUUUACGACUAAGAUUCUUACCAUCUCUCGAGGACAUCAUCGAUGAAAAUGAUCCUGCAUCUGCCAGUCCAAAAUCUUCUGUCAUUUGGAAACAUUUAAGAUUUUUAGGACGUCUGUUGCUCUCUCAAUUCGGUAGGAACAUCAUUUGUUCCCCAUUUUAUUCGUCCGAAUUUGACGGUAAACAAUAUCGACGACUCGUAUGGUUGUUGAGCAUAUGGGCAAUAGCCGGAGCUGCAGCCUUUUGCGCUACGGAAGGACCACGUGAACGUGAACAGGUUGUAGAAUUAAAGGAUAUGCAGAAAGAUCUUGCAGUUGGCUUAGCCACUGAAUUGCGUCAACUACGUACGGAAAAAGAGGAAGACAUGGAACCCCUAUGGAGCGGCAAGGUGCGUCAAUAUGUUGCAAAACACGAGCAACUUCUUCUAGCAGCUGUAAACUCUGGGUACGGUGAAACCAACGACGGUGGUCAACUUUGGACCUUCCCCGGUUGCGUGCUCUUCGCUGUAUCACUUCUCACCACUCUGGGUUUUGGGGCACCGGUUCCACGCACGAAUGCUGGCCGUACCGCGGCCAUCGUAUUUGCAGCCAUUGGUAUCCCAGUGCAUUUUCUCUUAAUCAUGAACGUCGGUAUUUUACUAGCAGUCAGACUGCAAGAGUAUGCAAUUAGAAAAACAUCCAAUAAGGAUUUACGAGAUCCUAUAGAAAUUUCUUGUUCCCCACGACCAGUACCCAAGUGGGUCAAAUUCGUCCCCUUUCUUUGUAUCGGGGGUUAUUACAUCCUCGGGGUUUUAUGUUUCGGCAUAGCCAGAUCAAGACCAUUGGCAGCGAGCGUCUUAUUUCCUUUAGAUUUCACAGCAGCCGGUGGACUUUCGACAACGUGCGGUUAUGUGCGUGUCUUUUAUGCGAUAUAUUUGGAAGGUGCUGUCAUUAUAGCAGCAGUAGCUGUCGCCGUUCUUAGAGUAUCGGCUACUCAGAGUUUGACCAAUAUCGGUCUAAGGUAUGGUUUACUCACUGAAGCCUGAUCAAUAAAAAGAAAAAAAAAGAAAAGAACAUUUUGACCGGUUUGGUUCGCGUAUUGCAAACUAAGUAUAUCCUACGUGAUUCUAUAAGAAUUCGUA
Molecule: messenger RNA, 2181 nt
Organism: Polistes canadensis
Lineage: Eukaryota; Metazoa; Arthropoda; Insecta; Hymenoptera; Vespidae
Exons: 5
Coding region: 589-2085 (498 amino acids)
Biological process (GO): stabilization of membrane potential; potassium ion transmembrane transport
Cellular component (GO): membrane
Molecular function (GO): potassium ion leak channel activity
Source: RefSeq, a predicted model, not a curated record